Messenger RNA from Cuscuta epithymum, 2636 nucleotides. The record is from the annotation of a GenBank genome assembly. Lineage: Eukaryota; Viridiplantae; Streptophyta; Magnoliopsida; Solanales; Convolvulaceae.
GUGCCCCGUCAAACUAGACAAAUUACUGAGUAGUAAAUUGUCUUCAUCCCUUUACUUCGUUUCCCUCUCCCCAAACUCGCAGCAAACAACAUCAGAAAUCUGUCUCUACCCUGCUUAGCCGACUUCUUCACUGAAACUUUUCUGGCCGUCCAAAACACAAGUGCUAGAUCCAUCAUGGGCUAGGAAAAGUAGAAAUGAAAUAAAUAUUAAAUUUUCCUCUCUGGUUAAAACUUCUGCUGGAGUUUGAUAAAAGGUUGAUAUCCUUGGCAGUGCAAUAGCAUCCUCUCUCCUACUGAUUUUAUGGAGAAAGCUUCACCUGAUUGCCCAUACCCAGGAUGCUUCUUCUGUGUGAUGAAAGAAGGAAACCCGAGCAAGCGUAGAACAAGCAUUUUAAAGUUCUUCAGGGACCUUCCCACUCAGGAUGAUGACGGUCAAGUCCUUCCCAUCAGUGGUCUUUGGAACACUGCGAUGGCCCACCCAAAUGAUCCUGAGUUCAUUGAUUUGGGUAUAUUUGAAUGCAUGGCAUCCCUUAUAUGGAAAGGCUUGAAGAACCGCCGUUGGCUCUCACAUGAUCAAAACAUAUAUAUUCCCUACUAUGCAGCUCACAUAAUUGGAUCGUACACAAUGAAUAUGGAGGACUUUGCUGAACGGGCUGUCCAGUCCCGAGUGGUCCCACCUUUGGUUGAACUUUUAAGCGGGAGGCUAACAUGGGUAGAACAACGGGUUGCAGUUCGGGCAUUGGGUCAUUUGGCAACCUACCCGACCACCUUCGAUGAAGUGGCUAGUCACAGUGAGAUUCUUGAACUUUCCAUCCAGCUAGCAGCGAGUUCGCUUGAGAUUGUUUACACGCACUUUUACCAGUAUGUCGAUAGAAGGCUUAGUUACCAUUGUGACCUUCUGACUCGUGGGAUGGGAGGAGUUGAGAUGGAGUUCAGGAAGGCCGAAGAGUGGGCUAGCCAGCUACAGUGCUGGGCCCUUCAACUCAUUAACUGUUUUGCUUUCAAGCCCGAAUUUCUUCCUGUUAUAUGCAAACCAGAGUUUCUUUGUAAACUUCCUGGGAUGUGGGGUGGGCUUGUUAAUGAGAACUCGCCAGCCGGGGUUGGUCUUUUAAGGACAAUUUGUCAUCAUAAGCUCGGUAGGGGGCCGGUUGCUUCGUGUCCUGCUGUUGUGGAUGCUUUGUGCAAUAUUGCACGCUCAUCAGAUGACUGGCAAUAUAUGGCUAUUGACUGUCUUUUGUGGUUGCUCCAAGAUUCUAAUACCUGCCUCAAGGUAAUUGACAAGGCAGUUCCAGCACUUGUUGACCUUGCUGAAAUCUCAACCCUAGGGGACCACAAGAAGCUUGGAGACUUCAUCGUCAACGUUCUUCAACAAUGCAUUGAAUCACAUGCAACGGGACGUACCCCAAUUAGCAUUCAUGUUAAAGAACAAGUAGGAGAAUUAUUAAGUUCCAGACUAAGGUUAAAACGGGAAAAGAACAUGCCCAAAGAGGAUCUCCACAUCAAACAGGCAGCGGCACUCGUAGUAAAACUCGAAGGAAAUUCACUCUUUUCCUCCGGUAACAUUUCAGGGGCUGCUGUAAAGUACUCGGAAGCACUUUCUUUGUGCCCUAUGAGAUCCAAGAGGGAGAGGGUUGUACUAUACAGCAACCGGUCACAAUGUCAUCUUCUUCUGCAGCAACCUGUGGCCGCCAUUAGUGAUGCCACGCGUGCGCUUUGUCUUCAUAAUCCGGUCAACCGUCACGCUAAGAGUCUUUGGAGGAGAGCACAAGCUUAUGACAUGAUGGGCUUAGCGAAGGAGAGCUUAUUGGAUGCGAUUUUGUUCAUUAACGAGUGUUCUCAAUCUAAAGAUCCAGAUCUUACCUUAAGGCAGAAUAAGGUUCCUGAUUAUGCGGAACGGUUGGUUAAGAAGCAGAUGAGGGUUGCUUGGUUGUUUAGGGAGGCGGCUAUUAAGCAUGGAGGGGUUCAAUUUGAAGGUGGUGGUGGUGGUGGUAGAGAGUCUGAUGAUGAUGACUCGGAAUGGGAGACAGCUAGUGAGAGUGAUAUAUGGAAUGAUGAGAGGGAUGAUAUUUGCGACUGGGGAAAUGAUGUUGAAAGGAAGGACAAGAAUGAGAAAUGUUUGAUGAAAGGUACUAGACAUGGAUAUAGCAUGCAGCUAGCAGAAGAUGAAACAUGAUUUUCAGGAAUGCGCGUUUGUUCACUCUUUACGUGAAAAUUUCAGGUCACUUGAACUUUUGGAAGCUGUAUUUAUGAAGGGUUGACAUGUCUGUCCAGUUUUUCUAUUUGCAGCAGGUAGCUUCCUUUCUCACGUUCUAUCUUUUCUUCAUAAAAUAAAUUAAAUAAUGCAAUUUUAGAGUGGGGAUGUAUCCAUUUAUAGUUUUGGCUCCAGCAUUUUCUAUAUAUUCUUUGAAACCAUAAUUGAACCUACAUGUGUAUAGAUAGAGAGCUUUAAGAUUUUCGGCUUUAAUGUGAAAUAAUGAGUUGUUCUUUUGGCAUCAAUCUAUAUUAUCAAGUGGUGUUACCUAUGCCUUUUUGGGAAAACUGUCAUUGAUUUUUAAAUGCCCAGACAGUUGAACUGUUGAAUUAUCCUGCAACCUGUAAAUUCUUGAUACACUAUUAACUGUGUGAUAUUAAAUUGCC